AUGGCUGCCAAUGCAUCAUUGAAGCGCGAACGUGUCGAAUCUGCGAAUGAUGCCACACGUGACGAAGAAGGCCUUCGACCGCCUAAACGGGUUAAAACUGCUCGCACCGAACCGGACACUGAUUCUUCCUCCCCAUCACAUCCCACACACCAGCCCAACCGGGAGCCCGCGCAGGGUGCUCUAAACUCCGCUUCUUGGGCGAGAGAGCAAGGCAUAGAGAGAACUUCUGUUGCCCUCUCAGGUUCUGUCACUACCGCUCAGUCACACUCUGUCUCUCCGAGAUUCGUCGAUGGACAUAUUGCCCUAGAGAAAGAGGGAAAGAGAUGCACCACUAAGGCUACAGGAGGAAGUUCGCCGAACACGGCGACACAUAUUGCCAAAAGGGUGGAAGCUGCCGAUGAUUACGGGCCGCAGGCAGAGGAAAUAUCGGUUCGACAUCGCCCCAAUGAAGGCAAAGUCUUUCGCGAGGAGCAUUCUCCCGACUCGAAACCCACACUCUCAUCCAAUGGCAACCACACGAGCCCGCAUGACCUCGACGGAGCGACACGCACUAGUACCGCCGACGGGCUUUCCAACUUAGUCCAAGCCUGCCUAGACAAAUAUGGAUACGUAAAAGCAUCAAACAUGUCGCCUGACCAACCUCAGGACUCUCACGACGCCGGCGCCGUAACCGAAUCGUUGAUGCGGAUCUAUAGAGACUGGGUUGGGACCACUCCCAGCAGCGCCGGUUCACUCCAGCCUAAAGGCCCACCCGGAUUCAAAGCAUUUCAUGCUCACGGGGAAACAUGUGAAAACAAAGAACUCUACACCAACGGUGAAGCCAGGAUGAUCCAAUGCUUCGAUGGGUCGAAGCCAGUUCUGGCCUUGCUCCUGUCUCACACGUUGGGUCAGUGGUACAAGACAUGCGUUGAACUCUCUCGAAGACAUUUCUCUCUUGAAAAUCAGGCAAAAGGGGCGACGGAAAAGAUCCAAACGAAGAAAAAUGCCGCUGUGGCCAGCUAUUCCGACGCAAUAAAGCAGAUCCAGCAGUUGGAUGCACACGUAGCUGAGGGCAAGAUCGACCGUACUGAAUCGCGAAUGCGGUUUGAUCGGUUACGAAAGGUACACAACAAAGCAUUACGGCAACUGGAAAUGUUAAGCUGGGCAGAAGGCGAUAUUAGGUCGCAGGUAAAGCGGGCGGAAGAUGAAUGGAGCAAGUAUAUGAGUUCGAUCUCGGUUAUCCAUGAAGACGUUCUCGUCGAAUGCGGUCUCCUUCCAGACUUUGGAAUCGAAGUUGAGGAGGAAGACGGCGAACAGUGCCCCACCGCAGGAGGUGCGGCCAUGCCUAUAACAGAACAAGAAGAACAGCCAUCUGAGCAGCAAGUGCAGAAUUGCACGCCAAUCGACACCCACCAACCCGAAGAACGCCAGUCAGAUCAUCCCGCUACAUAUGUUGCACCGCAACCGGAGACCGCAUUUGCUCGAACCACAAGUCCAACGAACACCAGGAGGGAUACUCACCUCGCCGAACUACCCGACGAGGCCAAACGAGACAAACUAUGGGCCAUGUUCUUCGAAACGAGAGGGGCCGCCGUCUCCGCCUGCAAGGCUUACGAAAAUCAUCGCGUAAGCUACUGCAAGGAUCUUGAACGCUAUAUUUCCGAACAGCGUGGCCACCGUGAAGACGCCGACUUUGAGACCGAAUUUGGCCCUAUCCAUGUCCUACGCGGCCAGGAGAUCAUCAAACGUUUCCGGGACGCGGAAGAAGCAUAUGAGAUUGCGAAGGAGAAUGCACGAGCAGCCGGCAUCACUUUCAUUACCGGUGACCUCGACAUUGAAUACCUUAGCAGUCUGGUAGGAUGUGAUAAUGCCGUGCCAACGAGCAAGGUUCAGUCGAACGACUUGAUCCAAAUGUGGAUGAAGGAUGUUGAUUCGAGGGAGCCCGUUCGCACAUGCCCGACGUUGCCACCUUCCGAACCAUGCGAGGACUCCAGUGCUGACGAGUUCGACAACCAGGGCUCGGAUGCCGAGGAUCGCGGGAAGAUGCAGGAUGAACCCGCUCUCAGGGCACCCAAUCCAGUCACUGAUCCCGCUCCGAGCAAUGCAGCAAUACAACCCAAAUACUCUAAGGUCAACAGAAACCCCGAACCUACUCACUCCUCCGGGCUCAACGUUUUCACGGACGAUGACUGGGCCGCUAUUUCAGGAUCCCCCUCUAACGGGGAUGUUGCCAAUGCCAACUCGAAGUUCGACGUGGCAAAGCCGGCGACUGAUCACUUCGGCCAUUCUCAACCAGAAGUAAAGGCCCAACAUGAUCAGGAAUUUGACAUAGAUAUAUACGGGGAUUGGAAUUCAUUGCACGAGGAGGCGGUGACUAGUAACGCUGAGCACGAGGAAAGCUUCCGUGGGCCUGCCGUUCCCGGUGAAGGGCCCAGCACGAGGUGGCAUUCUAUAUUGCAAGAGCCCCGAGACCAGGAUAUUGGGAUCACUUCCAGCCCCGCACCCGAGGAAAGGAACCUUCCUUCAAAUACGCCAGUGGAGAGACCCAGUCAUACUGAAGCCGAGCAUAAGCCCCGACAAGAACUUCAAAAGAACGAGAGUCUCAAAUUGAGCUUAGAACAGCCACGAGAGACUACAAAAACCGUCGAGCCGCAGGAAGACCGUACACUGUCCUCAGAUCUGCCACCCGGUGAACCUCAGCCUAUCACCGGAAAACGGAAGCGAUGGAUUGGAGACGAGGGAUACUUCUCCACAAUGGACCAGACUAUAACAAACGAGGACGGCGAACCCAAGCUAGUUCAAUCUCCCACAAAGAGGACGCGAGCCGGAGAUUAA
Molecule: messenger RNA, 2814 nt
Organism: Trematosphaeria pertusa
Lineage: Eukaryota; Fungi; Ascomycota; Dothideomycetes; Pleosporales; Trematosphaeriaceae
Exons: 1
Coding region: 1-2814 (937 amino acids)
Source: RefSeq, a predicted model, not a curated record